This is a messenger RNA of Stegostoma tigrinum, 3741 nucleotides long. RefSeq names its product WD repeat domain 6 (gene wdr6). Gene Ontology annotation, cellular component: cytoplasm. The transcript has 6 exons. Bases 118 to 3489 code for a protein of 1123 amino acids. Gene Ontology annotation, biological process: tRNA methylation. The record is from RefSeq and is a predicted model, not a curated record. Gene Ontology annotation, molecular function: protein binding. Lineage: Eukaryota; Metazoa; Chordata; Chondrichthyes; Orectolobiformes; Stegostomatidae.
UGUGGGAGGCUUGUAACAAACAUGCAGAGUGCAGAACAGACAGCGAGAGAGAUUCCUGUACUGCAGAAAAUUAUGAAUGCUAAGUUGAUAACUGAAUCAGAGAAUCUGCAGUAAGUGAUGAGCAGGAAGAUACAGUGUGAGUCUGUGUCACUGCUCUCGCCCAUCACAGCCUUGCAGUUUAUGGGAGACAUUCUUCUGUCAGGUGAAGGAGCCAGUGUAAACCUUUACACUUUGAAUUCAGCAAAUGGCUAUGAGAGAAAGCUUUCUUGCAGUGUGCUUCAAAACUACUGUGUUCAUGGCAUCAAGCCAUGGCCCCUACAGAUGCAAACAAGCAGCUCACGGCUGGCAGUAUUUGGCGCAAAAGGCCUCAUUGUGCUUGAGCUUGAAGUGUGUGCCAACAGGCCAAAGCUGCAGAGGCUGGGACGGCUUCACGAAUUGCAUGACUGGAUUUGGGACCUUCAGUGGCUAAAGAGUGACUGUGAAUUGGACUUGUAUUUUGCUCUAGCUCUUGGGCACAACUCUGUGGUUCUGUGUGACUACAAGGCAGGAAGGACCUUGCGCGAAGUGCACUGCAAUGUCAAGUGCAUCCUGUAUUCUGCUUGCUUUGUGGGUCACAGUUGGGACGAACUAGUUUUGAUUUCUGGAACUGUCUUUAACCAACUUGUGCUGUGGCGAAUGGAGGGUCCCACUAAUGAGGAUGGUAGGGUGCGAACAGAAAGAUGCAUUAGCGGGCACAGUGGAGUCAUUUUCAGCAUUCAUUACUUGGAGAAAAAUGGUGUUCUAGCUUCAGCCUCAGAUGAUAGAAGCAUAAGACUCUGGAAAGUUGGGAACUUGUGCCAGCCUCUGAAGGUUGGUGAUGGUGGGGUAGAUUCUGUACAGUGCCUUCUACAGUUAUAUGGGCACCAGUCCAGGGUCUGGUCUGUACGGCUCCUGGAAAAUUGUAUUAUCAGCAUCGGGGAAGAUUCUACUUGCAUUGUGUGGAGCUACAACGGAGAGAUCAUUGACUGUUUUAAAGGACACAAAGGGAGGAGUGUGAGAGCACUGGCUGUUAAUGAAGAGAGGGGCUGGUUGGUCACUGGAGGAGCAGAUUCGGGAAUCAGGUUGUGGAAAAUUCAGAGGGAAAAAGCAGAAGGCGUGGCUGUGACUCAACUCAAAUUUGAUGAAAUUGGGAAAACAGGGACGCCGAAAGCUUUGACAUUGGUUGACCCAACUCUUCUCUUGGUCAUGACUGAUGCUGGAAGUAUCUACAGCUAUUGCCUGGUCUCUGGUCAAUGGGAACUCAUCAUGGAGGAUGCAAGUUACCAGUCGUACAGCUUGUUAGCAGUCAGAAGGCAAGACGGCGGCUGUGUUAUUUGUGCAGUUGGGAAUAUCGACGGCUGGCUUAAAAUAUUCACCCUUUCUGAACCUGCGGAGUUGGUGGAGAAUCAGGUGCACCAAGGGAAAGUCCACAGUCUAGGCUGGGCCUCCCAAGAAUGGCAGAGUCCAGACAAGUGCCACCUUUUUUCCUCAGGUGCUGAUGGCAUCAUGAUCUGGUGGGUGGUUUCCUGCAAGGGGGACCGUGUGGCCUCUGUGGCAGAGAAAUGCCGUUACCUCCUGCCGUUGUGCAAGCACAGGUGGCACACGAGCGUGGCGUUCCUGCCUGAGCCCCACCUUCUGGUUUGUGGAGACCGCCGUGGCUCUUUGCUACUGUACUCAUGCACUGGGAGAGACCAGGACAAGCAGCAAAGGCUCAACAAAGGGAGCGUGGGUGCGGCGGUCUCGAAAGACACAGAAGAAAGAUUUGCCCUCCGACAUGGUUCAGCUGAGAUCACCGGCCAGCUUGACUGUGAGGAGCCACUUUCCAUUUUGCCGGGACUGCACGGAAAAUUGGGCGUGACGUCAGUUCUGUUUCACGAUGGUUUUGUGUACAGCACUGGACGGGAUGGCUACUAUCGUCAGCUUACCAUCGAAGACGCAAAGCUAAAAUUGCUGAGGAGUCAGAGAACCUGCAAGGGGAUGGAGUGGAUCGAACGACUGCUCGUGACGCCUGAGGGUGUCCUCCUCCUGCUUGGCUUCCAUUCCACCAACUUUGUCCUGUGGAAUGCCAAGACCAGCGAGAAGGUACUUUGUAUCCCCUGUGGCGGUGGUCACAGGUCAUGGAGCUACUGCAGUUCCCCAGCCAGUCAACUCUUUGCUUACAUCAAGUCAGGCAACAUCUUCAUCUGCCAAAGCAACUCAGGCGACUGCUCCCGGACAGUCAUUAAGGAAUGCAUGCACGGCCGUGAACUUACCUGUGUGAAGUUCAUCAAAAGGCUCAGCUCAUCAGCUGAUGGACCCAUAAGUAUUGUGGCUACAGGCAGCGAGGACACCACGGUGAAUAUUUUAGCCGUUUAUGAAAGCUCAGGCCAUGUGUCCAAGCUGACAACGGUUGAUGACCACAUCUCCAGUGUGAGGACCAUAGCUGUCGCUGGAAGCUCCCGAGCUGAUAAUCGCUGCAGCUCCAUGCCUGUGUUAUUCUCUGCUGGCGGCAGAGCUGAGCUGCAUUCUUACCGCCUCCUUAUUCAACAUGUCGAUGCUGGUGCACUUCUCAGCUGUCAAGUGGAGCAUCUGGCUUCUCACAGGUUGGCUGAAGACUGGGAACAUAAGAAGAACAGGCACAAGAUGCUAAAGAUGGAUCCCGAGACUAGGUACAUGUCCAUUGUGGUGGUGGAUGCUGGGAUGAAUUUCGGGACAGCCUCCAUCUCCUUUCGUCAUUUCCUGGCUGCAGCCUGCAGCGAUGGAUCCAUGAGGCUCUUUCUUGUUGAUGAGUGCAAGAGGAAGAUCAUUCUCCUUGCUGAAUCUUUCUACCAUCAGCGGUGUGUGCUAAAGCUGCAGACCUUCACAUUUCAGCCAACCACAAGAGGGCACAGGGUCUUUCUGUGCAGUGCAGCCACUGAUGGGAGAAUAGCAUUGUGGGAUAUCUCAGGAACCAUUGAGAAAGCCAACAUGGCAACUACUCUGUCAGAAGGAACCUGUCAGCCUUGGGUGCUGGAGGUCCCUUGUCUGGUGUUAAACGCCCAUCAGUGUGGAGUGAAUGGACUUCAUGUCAGAUCCCUGGAUCCUGGACGCUACCUGUUAGUCAGUGGUGGCGAUGAUAAUGCCAUCCGUGUCUGGACGAUUUCUGUGGGAGCAGCUGCCAGCAAGGAUGUUGCAGCGAGUGUUGGGGUCUCGGAAGGACAGUAUGUCAACGCAGGAUUUUCCAUGCAGGUGACAGAGGGACCGCGAGUUGACAGUGCGCACGCUGCACAUGUGACUGGAGUGAAGAUCCUGAGCUCAAGGCUGCUGGCCUCCGUCUCCAUCGACCAGCGACUGACGCACUGGGAGCUGAGCGACCGUGGACUGCAUUUCCUGGACAGCGUGUGCUGUCAUGUGGCAGACGUCGCUGACCUGGAGAACUGGGAGGGUGCCAGCUCAGAGACUCAUCUUUAUGCCCUGUGUGGGCACGGGCUGCAGAUCCUGAGGUAUCAGUAGGUGGAGCAAAACAGCCUUGUGACACAAAUGCCAGUACAGCAGAUGCUGGAAACUGGAAGCAGAAAGAGGAAUUGUUAGAAACAUCUAGCAUUUCAGGCAGCAUGUACAAAGAGACAGAACUGGAGUCAAUGUUUUAGAUCAAUGAACUGUCAUGUGAACUGGAAAAAGUUGGAGAUUGAGUACUUCAUAAUCAACUUGAGCUGCUUUUUUGCAAAUUCAGAUUAGGAACAGCAGUAGGCCAAGUGUUGCUCU